Molecule: messenger RNA, 561 nt
Organism: Arachis stenosperma
Lineage: Eukaryota; Viridiplantae; Streptophyta; Magnoliopsida; Fabales; Fabaceae
Exons: 2
Coding region: 1-561 (186 amino acids)
Source: RefSeq, a predicted model, not a curated record
AUGGAGGAGGAAGGAGGGAGGAGGGAGCUGUCCGUGCCGAGCCACCACGCGAGGAGAGAGAGAGCCACGCCUCGUCACCGCCGGCCUGGAGCUCGCCAUUCGUGUCCCGUCGCGCCGCCGCCAACCGCGUCCAGCUCGCUGCCGUCGUGUCGCCAUCAGAGGCCAAAACCGAGAGAUGCGUCCGAGAGAGGGGACGAGCGCAAGAGAGGAGACGAGGAAGGACAGCCGCCGCGCCUUGUCUCCGUUGCUGCUGAGCUUCAACCGUCGCCAUGCCAAGUCGCUGUCGCCAUUGUUGAGAUAGAAGAGAGAGCUCGAAGAGAGAGAAACAGAAUGUGCGAGAGGAGCCAUUGUCAAACGCGGGGUCAGCGGUCAUCCAAUCUGAACGAGGGUGAAGCUCUAGCAGUCCAUUCCCUUAGUGAUCCUACUCAAACCGCCACAGACAAGGUCGGAUCUUCUGGAUCAGAAAACGCUGCUCCAAUGAUUCUAGCUUAUACCAUAAAGGCCUUAAUCGCCCCAUACUUCGGCUGCACUGAUGUCUCCAAGUACCCAACGAAAUUGUAG